This is a messenger RNA of Lates calcarifer (barramundi perch), 3263 nucleotides long. RefSeq names its product interactor of little elongator complex ELL subunit 2 (gene ice2). The record is from RefSeq and is a predicted model, not a curated record. Gene Ontology annotation, cellular component: transcription elongation factor complex. Lineage: Eukaryota; Metazoa; Chordata; Actinopteri; Centropomidae. The coding region runs from base 123 to 2996 and encodes 957 amino acids. Gene Ontology annotation, biological process: positive regulation of transcription by RNA polymerase III; snRNA transcription by RNA polymerase II; snRNA transcription by RNA polymerase III. The transcript has 15 exons.
UCAACAUAUUUUCAUCAGACGAAGAAUGUCGUCUGUCAAACGUUUGCUAGCCUGCUAAUACUAACUGAGUUAUCAACAGUAACGCUUACGCUAAAUGUUGUUCCUGCGGAACUGUAACAAUAAUGGAGCUGGUGUGGGAGGACCUUCCAGUUCCUGACACUCCAUUCUUUACUAGAGAUCUCUAUGACAAAUAUUGCCUUGCACCUAAUAUCAGAGAACUAUGGGCCUUUCUCCAAAGUCCUAUUAAGAAUGCCAACAUAAAACAGGGGUGUGAUGUUGGGGCUGCGAAAGCCUCCUGCUCUGCUUUGACUAAAGACACUGCAGAGUUAAAAGACAACAGUUGCAUCAGCAAGGAAGAGUCCUGCUGGGACAGCUGUGAUAGUGAUGAUUCGCAUGCCAACAGUGCUGAGGAAGGUGAAGAAAAACGUACAAAUACGAAGAAAUCAAAAGUGAAGCUGAAGCAGGUUGAGAAUGAGGCAGAGGUUGCUUACCCUGAGCCCAGAUUGCCGUUCCCCUGUAUGUCCACCCUGUCCAGCAAAGACCAGAGCAUAUAUCUUGGCGUUUUAAUGAGUAAGAAGACCAGGAAACCUCCACAGAGUUUAAAAGCACGAGUGGACAAUGAAGUGAUGCAGUUCAUGAGGUACCUGCAAGAUGUGGCCAGAAUAUGUGCUGACGACUACAACUUCAUAUCACAGGGGGCUCUGCAGUAUUCAGAGGAUUUCUUCAGGGGCUGUUUGGAGUGCAUUAAGAUGUUUCCUCAGCUCUACCAAAUCAAUGAGAUGACAAGUUUGACAGGGGGAACAUUCAACCCAGGACUGACACUGACCUUUGAAAAACAGCUGCUAAUCAUGGGCAAUGUGGAUAUUACAGACCACAAGAUAGUGCCUGCUGAUGCACAGCUUGCAUCGGAUUAUCAGAGUGUUUCAUCAGAGAAUCCUCCAGCUAAAAAAGCUAAGGACAUGCAUGCUACAAUCAGCGGUGAUAGCAAUGCAGAGAAGCUGUGUGCCCGUUAUGAGCCUCAUGUGUGUCUGACUCACGAUGCUCUGGUCAGGCUGCUGGACAACCAUGGUCCUGACUUUGGGGAGCAAUGGGAACUGCCUGUUUGGAUCAAAUUGAAUGCAGAAAAAGGUACUAAUCAGAAGAAGACUGUGUACAUAGACUCACCCCUUCUGAAGACUGAGAUGACAGUAAGAGAGAGGAGUCGUUUCUAUCACGAGGAGAGUUUGAAGCUCUCCAUCAAGAAGAAUGGAAGUAAAAAUGUGUUCCAUUUAAUGACGGAGCUUCCUGCGAAUGAGCAGCAACUCUCUCCGGAGAACUCACAAAGAAAUUUAGUGUCAUUCGAAGACAACAGUCUUGACUUUGAGGUUGACCUUACUGACCUGGAGACAUUUGGAGAGACGACACCCAUUAAAGCCUCCAAGAUGCUAAAAAAACAGAAUGAGCAGGAUGCAUGUGUCAAACCUAAAAAGGUUACAAGUGCCUUGUCUUUAAGUACAAAUAAAAGGUCCAGUGAGCGUCUUGCAAAUACUAGCAGCAGUUCACUAGAAGAGAUGGACACCUCAUUGACAGUUAUGGAUGAUACCAUGACAAAGCAGACAGCUCAGCUGGUUCUGGGUGAGUCCAGUGUGCCAAAGACUGAGCGAGUGAGGCAGGACACUGUGCAGGAAAGUGACAAAGACCUAGCUUUUACAGGAGACUCUGAUGAUGAGAAGCUGGUCAUUGAUGACUCUAUGUCUACAUCUGCAACAGCUGCAACACCACCUAAACCUAAGACCACACCAAGCUGUUCUGUCCCCCCUGUUACUCCAGUCUCUGAGACUGUCCCUGUAACUUCAGAGUCCUCUUCCCCUCAAAAAGUUACUAGGCGGACGCAGCAAUCCAAAAAAGUAAAGACUGGCGACCAACUGGGAGAGAUCCUGCGUAUGCAGACAGCAAUGUUCACCUCUGCCAGCGACACAAACAAAUGCCCCACCACAACCCAGGAAACCGGCUCACCCAGUCAAUGCAUGGGGCCCUCAGUUUACUCGCAUCCAACAUCUUUGGUUAAGCCCUGCGUGUCUUCAUAUUUGGAGAGAAACCAGAACCAGAACGGGGAAAUCUGCACUGCUCCCCAUAAGUCUGCACCAGUAGUCAACGUCAGCACAACAGUGCACAAAAAGUUACUCUCACAAGACCUGCAGGCUGGAGCGGAAGAUGAACAAGAUUACAAGGCUCCAGAGGAGGGCAACCUGCUCUACAAGCUCUACAGUCUGCAAGAUUUGCUGGUCAUGGUGCGCAGCUCUGUCUCACUGAUGCAUUCAAGAAAUGUAGGCGGCAUCCAAAACCAGUAUGUGCCAGUGCAUGUCUUGCCCAAGAUGGAGUACCAGUUGAAUUAUGGUGUUGAGUGUCUGACCAGCAGUGAGGCUUGCCAACUGUGGACAGAGACAUUGCUCCACUCCAGCACAGUUUCAUACAUAGCUCACAUCAAUGCACACACAUCAAAAGUAGCUCUGCUGAGAAAACUGCCUGAUGACUGGAAACAGAACAUCUCCUGUGGGUUCAAGCCUUCCAAGUCACUGAAUAUACUGCACCACCUACUGAAAAAGCUGACUGGGUUAGAUGAAGGACGGUACCUGAUCGUGCACAAAGCAGGGGAACCAUUUGUGACCUUAUUAAAAGCAGCUACUGGGAAAGUGAGUCGGGGGACAUGCAACCUGCAGCAGCUCCACAGCUCUGUCCCACAGCCCCCAGCCUCUGGACUCAUACCCUGGAUACCUGUUGAUCCAGCAGUAGUCCUACCGUUCCACCAAGCACAUGGCCGGGUCCCCUGCACCUUCCCACCAAAGCCCUUCCUGAGGGCAGCGAGAGAUGGGUCAUCACAGUCUAGUCACAGUGGAGCUGGACAGUCAAACAAAAACACAAAUGCAGGAGGCAAAAAGAAGAAGAAGAAGAAACCAACAAAACGUGCAGCAAAGCGUAACAAGUAUAUUAAAAAGCUAAUUCAGAAGUCCAUUUAAAAUCCCUUAUCAUAGGAUUUAAUAUCAUGUCGUUCAUAUCAUAUCAUAGGUUAGGUAAAUCAGAGGAAGACCUGGACCUGUUGUACUGAGGGAAGGAAAGGAAACCAUUGGAAAUACAUUACGACCUUAAAUAUAGAUGUGAAUGGUGAAGCACUUUUUACAGUAUAGAAUCCUUACUUUAUAUUUUAAUUUUGUUUAGAGACAUUUUGUCAUGUAUAUUUUGUAAUAUUUUGUAAAAACAGAGCACAAUAAACAUCAAGGCGCUGA